Molecule: messenger RNA, 1784 nt
Organism: Globicephala melas (long-finned pilot whale)
Lineage: Eukaryota; Metazoa; Chordata; Mammalia; Artiodactyla; Delphinidae
Gene: IRX3
Product: iroquois homeobox 3
Biological process (GO): cell development; regulation of transcription by RNA polymerase II; neuron differentiation
Cellular component (GO): nucleus
Molecular function (GO): RNA polymerase II cis-regulatory region sequence-specific DNA binding; DNA-binding transcription factor activity, RNA polymerase II-specific
Source: RefSeq, a predicted model, not a curated record
AUGUCCUUCCCCCAGCUCGGAUACCAGUACAUCCGCCCGCUCUACCCACCCGAGCGCCCGGGGGCCGCCGCCGGCGGUGGCAGCGCUGGGGCACGGGGCGGCCCGGGAGCCGGAGCCUCAGAGCUGGCUGCCUCGGGGUCCCUGUCCAACGUACUCUCGUCCGUGUACGGGGCGCCCUACGCCGCGGCGGCAGCGGCAGCCGCAGCCGCCCAAGGCUACGGCGCCUUCCUGCCCUACGCGGCCGAGCUGCCCAUCUUCCCGCAGCUGGGCACGCAGUAUGAGCUGAAGGACAGCCCGGGGGUGCAGCAUCCGGCCGCGGCCACCGCGUUUCCUCACCCGCACCCCGCCUUCUACCCAUACGGCCAGUACCAGUUCGGGGACCCGUCCCGUCCCAAGAACGCCACCCGGGAGAGCACUAGCACGCUGAAGGCCUGGCUGAACGAGCACCGCAAGAACCCCUACCCCACCAAGGGCGAGAAGAUCAUGCUGGCCAUCAUCACCAAGAUGACCCUCACCCAGGUGUCCACCUGGUUCGCCAACGCGCGCCGGCGCCUCAAGAAAGAGAACAAGAUGACUUGGGCGCCCCGCAGCCGCACGGACGAGGAGGGCAACGCUUACGGGAGCGAGCGAGAGGAGGAAGACGAGGAGGAGGAUGAAGAAGACAGCAAACGCGAACUGGAGCUGGAGGAGGAGGAACUCGGGGGGGAGGAGGAGGACACCGGGGGCGAGGGCCUGGCUGACGACGAGGAGGACGAGGAGAUCGAUUUGGAGAACUUAGACGGCGCGGCCGCGGGGCCUGAGCUGGCCCUGCCUGGCGCGGCGCACAGGGACGGCGACCUCGGCCUGGAACCCACCUCAGACUCCAAGAAUAGCGACUCCGACGACAGUUCCGAGGGCUUGGAGGAGCGUCCACUGCCUGUCCUGAGUCUGGCCCCAGUGCCACCGCCGGUGGCCGCGACUCCGCCAUCACCGCCCUCGCCCUCAGCAGGCCUGGACCCCUGCGCUCCCGCACCAGCGCCCGCCUCGGCCCUGCAAAAACCCAAGAUCUGGUCCCUGGCCGAGACCGCCACAAGCCCGGACAACCCGCGCCGCUCGCCUCCGGGCGCGGGGGGUUCUCCCCCCGGCGCAGCCGUCGCGCCCCCAGCCCUGCAGCUCUCUCCGGCCGCCGCCGCCGCGGCUCAGAGACUCGUCUCGGCGCCGCUGGGCAAGUUCUCCGCUUGGACCAACCGGCCGUUCCCAGGCCCGCCGCCCGGCCCACGCCCGCACCCGCACCCGCUCUCCCUGCUGGGCUCGGCCCCUCCACACCUGCUGGGACUUCCCGGAGCCGCGGGCCACCCGGCCGCCGCCGCCGCCUUCGCUCGGCCGGCGGAGCCCGAGGGCGGAACAGAUCGUUGUAGUGCCUUGGAAGUGGAGAAAAAGUUACUCAAGACAGCUUUCCAGCCCGUGCCCAGGCGGCCCCAGAACCACCUGGACGCCGCUCUGGUCUUAUCGGCUCUCUCCUCAUCCUAGUUCUUUUUUAAAAAAAAAUUUUUUUAAAUCGUUGUAAUAAUUGUAAAAACCAAAUCGCUCUGUAUAGUUAUGACUUGUAAGCAUGUCCGUGUAUGAAUACCUAAAAAGAAAACGAAACAAAAAAAGAAAAAGAAAUAAAACAAAUCUCCCCCCGGUCCUCCCCCGGUGGUUUCUGUACCCCCACAUUAGCUGAGUUCGUGAGGUUUGUUUGUUCGGUUGAUUGGGGGGGUGGAGUUUCAGUGAGAAUAAGCGUGUUUGACUUUUGUAUAUACAGA